Molecule: messenger RNA, 1476 nt
Organism: Gastrolobium bilobum
Lineage: Eukaryota; Viridiplantae; Streptophyta; Magnoliopsida; Fabales; Fabaceae
Product: protein-tyrosine-phosphatase IBR5
Exons: 5
Coding region: 427-1254 (275 amino acids)
Biological process (GO): abscisic acid-activated signaling pathway; auxin-activated signaling pathway; protein dephosphorylation
Cellular component (GO): nucleus
Molecular function (GO): protein tyrosine/serine/threonine phosphatase activity; MAP kinase phosphatase activity
Source: RefSeq, a predicted model, not a curated record
AGAAUUCACCGCUGUGUCAUGCCAUCUCUAUAAUUACAACCUUGGUCGAUCAAAAUUCGAGCACUUAGUUGAUAACAUCGUUAUCAACUUGCAGUAAAGAAACUUCCUUAUAAUCUUUUUCACUUGGCUUUCUUUAUCUGCAUCCCUUUUUCUUCUCUUGCUGUCGCCACACCACACCCUCUUUAUUCACUUUGCCAAAGCUCUAAUCUUUCCUCUCCAAUCCCUGUUAAUCCGUCCUUUUUUUUUUUAUUUUCUCGAUCUGGGUGUUUCGUUUUUCGAGAUUUGAAUCUUUUUUUUUCUUGGAUUUUUUAUUCUUAAAAAGAUCUGAUUUUUGUGCUCUGUUUUGUUUCGAAUCCCUUCUUAAAACCACCUUCUUGUGCUGUUUCUUGAUCUGGGUCUGAAGGAAAUAGCUGUUUUUUUUCGAUUAUGAGGAAAAGGGAGAGGGAAAAUCCUUGUGGGGUGUGUGGCCACUAUCACAAAUACGAAGAAGGGGAAGUGUGUUCGAUUUGCGGCCACCGGAUUCCGGUUGGAUCGGAGAAAGCUUCGAUACAAGUUAGCGCUUUCCCUUCGGUGAUUUUGCCGGAAUUUCUUUACCUUGGCAGCUACGAUAAUGCAUCACGCUCGGAGCUUCUCAAGACUCAGGGAAUUUCCCGCAUCCUCAAUACUGUCCCUUCUUGUCAAAAUCUCUACAAGAAUUCAUUUACCUAUCACUGCCUCCCAGAUGACAAAACUUUACCAUUUGAUGAAGCAAUUCAGUUUUUAGAACAAUGUGAGAAGGAUAAGGCACGUGUUCUGGUUCAUUGCAUGUCAGGAAAGAAUAGGUCUCCAGCUAUUGUGAUUGCGUUCUUGAUGAAGUCGAAAGGAUGGAGACUCGAACAGAGUUAUCAGUGGGUGAAGGAACAGAGACCUUCUGUUGAAUUAACUGAAGGUGUCUACCAGCAACUACAGGAGUACGAGCACAAGAUUUAUGGAUUUAUUGAUGGGGGUAGCUCUGUGCUGCCUGGUUUCCCAUCAUCUGCAGGGCCUCCUUCAAUUAGCUUUGGCUUCCCAAAGAUCGAUAUCAAUGAUUCAGCUCAACUUCUUGGCUUCAACAGUGCUGGAACUCCUUCUAUAUUCACCCGGGCACCCCUAGACAUAGCUCCCACGGAGUUUACAUUCGGAGCAGGUCAGACACAGAAGAGUGUGAGUGGAAGCCCAUAUAAUCCAAAUCCACCUAAUCCAAAUGGUUCUGAUAUCCAAAUGGAUGGUUCUUGAUUAUGUGAUUAAGCUGUUGACGAUUUGGCUUGUGGUCAAGUUUACAAGUACCAGUCUGCCAUGUGUCAACUAUACAAAGUUCUUUUUUCUCCUGUUUAUUUGAAAUAUUUUCCUAGUUAUCUCUUGUUGUAGUAUUGAGUUACAGCAUAUUUCCUGGCCUCAUGUGCCUCAGUAGAUCUGCACUUGACAUUAUCCAGAUUUUAAUAUUAGAAGCAAAAUUCU